AUAUUGUUUAAUAUUGUGAGUCUUUGUUAGACAAAUAGCUAGGAUGAUAAUGUCCUCACUAUAAUCCAUUGCAACAAUUGUGAAUAAAACAUGAUUCUAAGUUAUAUAUAGGAUAGACUGGAAAGGAAGAAAGAAACGGAUGUUUAUAGUAUUAUUAUUUGUCUCAAUGCGUAAAUCGGAAAAAUCAGAAACAACAAAGGAACAAAUGAGAUUAUUGCCUGUUGUAAGAUAUCAGCUGUUACAAAGAGCUUGUCAUACAAGUCGUAGCAUCACUGAUCUAAUACCCAGUCAUACAGAGUUAUCCAGGGAUCACCUAACACCAGAAAUAGCCCUCCAUCUUAUAACACCACGAUGUAAGCUGUGGAAUAGCAAAGGAGAUGAUGUGCCAUUUCCUGACCCUUACUGGGCAUUUUAUUGGCCCGGGGGACAAGCAUUAACCAGGUUCAUAUUGGACAAUCCAUAUAUUUUUGCCAACAAGAACAUAGUUGACAUUGGAAGUGGGUGUGGAGCCUCUGCCAUUGCAUGUAAAAUGAUAGGUGCUAGCAGUGUUGUUGCUAAUGACAUAGAUAAAGUUGCCAUUGGUGCCAUUAACUUGAAUGCAACAGCCAAUCAAACAGAAGUAUCGGUAUCGUCAGAAAACCUGAUUGGUUCUAUCGAUUUGAACUGGAACAUUGUACUGCUAGGGGAUAUGUUUUAUGACCGCCAUUUUGUAGACAUAGUUAGUAACUGGAUUCCGAAAUUAUCAAACAAUAACAUAUCUGUAUAUGUAGGGGAUCCAGGCAGACUUCCUCUGAUCAACCAUCCACUCAGUUCAAAAUUAGAAAUGGUGUUCAAGUGUGAACUACCUGAAGAAUGUCUGAAGGGAAAUAAUGGUAUGACCUCUGGCUAUGUCUGGAAAUAUAAACCCUGAUGUCUGAAAUACCUUAUGAUCAUGUGAUGUUGGAGUAGCAAUGACAAUUUAUAUCAGAUUAUCACGAGAAUAUUUUGUAUAUAUUGCCAGAAACACUAUUAUACCAAAUCGUGAUAGGUAACACAAAAAAGAUCUAUAGAUUAUCGUUACAUAAUCGGAAAGGUAUCAACUCUACCACCGAAAAGAAAUUCAAAAGACAACAAUAAUUCACCAAUCUCGUUAACGUCCUCCUUACCACAUUUCGUUCAUAGUUAAGCAACGCAAUGUCACCACUGUUUAUAAGUUUACCCGGAGUUCAUCCUUGUUCAUGUAAUGCAGAGGUUCCAUGUGAACUCAUUUUAAGCUAGUUUUUUAAAUUCGUACAUCUUUUAUUUUUAAGGAGAAUCAGCGGAAAAUAAAGUUUUGCUUAACGGGAUUAAUAAAUAUAAAAAUGUAUGACAUUUAAAGUAGAAUAACAUUUUAUAGAUCAGUUACCUUUUUUAUCUUUUUAUUGCAUAUUAUUUUCUACUUAUCGUAUCAUGACAUAUAAUAUUUAUAUACAUAAAUACAUACAUAAAUACAAAUAAAUUCUCACAUUCUAGUACA
Molecule: messenger RNA, 1495 nt
Organism: Mytilus trossulus (common blue mussel)
Lineage: Eukaryota; Metazoa; Mollusca; Bivalvia; Mytilida; Mytilidae
Product: electron transfer flavoprotein beta subunit lysine methyltransferase-like
Exons: 4
Coding region: 140-910 (256 amino acids)
Cellular component (GO): mitochondrial matrix
Molecular function (GO): protein methyltransferase activity
Source: RefSeq, a predicted model, not a curated record